Molecule: messenger RNA, 5086 nt
Organism: Python bivittatus (Burmese python)
Lineage: Eukaryota; Metazoa; Chordata; Lepidosauria; Squamata; Pythonidae
Source: RefSeq, a predicted model, not a curated record
ACAUUUGUGUGUGCUUCUGCCUUGCAGGUUCUGAAGAACGAAACUUAAAUUCAGGAACUAUUAGAGGCCAUUCCAGUUUCCACAGUGAAAUCUCCUGGAAAGACUUGGAGGAGAAGCACCUUCAGGAAACUCCUUUGAGUUCUCUGCAAGAGAGGCUGAACUCUGCUGCAAACACAUUAACUUUUCCCGUUGACUUGUCUGGUGAGCUCACCCCCUGGAAACGAGCUGCUUGCCAAGGCAGAAAACGUGCGAAGAUUUUCUGACAAGCUGGAGCAGCAACCGGGACUGAAAAACUGCUGUCUGGCCAGAAAGAUUGCAAGAGGAACCCAGUUAUGGAGACAGAAAACGCUCGCCCAGUGGAAGAGGAGCAAGCGGAGCCGCGUGGGCAUUCAGGGAAAGGGCAAACCAUGUGGUCUGGGCUCCAUGACACCUGGGUGCAGAGUAAGAGCAAGGCUGCUCUCCCAGAGCAGUUGCAAGGUAGCCAAGUGGUAGUGGAGCAGCUACAAGAUCAGGUACAGCUGCAGCAAAAGAAGCUAAAGAUGGAUGGCCUAAGGCAGACCCAAAGCCUUGAGUGUGUGCUAGAAAGACAGCAUCUGGCUGUGGAGAUGCUGCUUCAAGAAGGCCAGGCCCUCAAGGCCCAGGUGAGCUUCAGAACUCCCUUCUACCUUCCCUACAAGCUGGGGCAUGGCCUCAUUCUCUCCUCCUCUGUAUACUUACAGCUCCGACAAUAUAAGGCAGUGACCCAGGAGCAGGAAAGAGAGCGUUCUCUUCAAGUCGAGUGGGAUCAGCACAUGUGGGAGCAGUUGAAUCAAGCAGAGAGUUAUGCCCAUGUUCUGGAAAGCAGCUUGGAUCUCUAUAAGAAGAAGUACCAAGCUGCCCUGGGCCGAGUUGGCGAGCUCGAGAGUUGGAUGCAGCAUCUGGAAAAAGAGGCCGGGGGGAAGGCCACUGGGCACGCAGAGAAGCACAUGCUUCUGGAAGAUCUUCAGAGCAAAGGCCAAGCAGAGGACAACCUUGCGCAGUUCAAGGGAGAGCAGCACAGUGCUCAGGAAAGGGGCCAGGCCGUGCAGCUCACCUGCCAGCACAAGGCCAUCAUCCAGGAGCUGCAGAUACAAUUGGCAGCGAGCCGUACCAAGCUGCUACAGCAAAAGGAAGCCCUGGCCGGCUUGCGCCGAGAGUUUGCGUCCUACAAGUUGACUCACAGCUGCUCCGCCACAAGGUCCAGAAACCAGCUGACUAGCCAGGAGAUACUCAGGCAGAAGCUGUGGCAGCAGGCCAAGGAGCACUGGGCCUUGGUGGAAGACCUGAAGCUGGAGCUGGCGAGGGAGGCCAAGCGGAACAGCAAUACCGUGACAGAUCUAGCCCGCCUGGAGCUGGCUGUGCAGAGCCUGUGCCAGGAGGCAGUAGCCGAGCGGAAGCAGCAGCAGCGGGAGCUGGCUGCGCUGCAGCACCAGGUCUGCCAAGCGCAGGCGCUGCUGGGGCAGAGCCGCCGGCUGUGUGCGCAGAAGGAACGGGCCAUCCAGAAACGGGACAGGCUCCUUCGAAGGGCAUGGGCUAGCCACAGCGUCUUUCAGGAGCGGGCCCGAGCCCAUUCCUUGAAUGCCACCUCGCGGGAAGCAAAGCACGGCUCUUGGUGCGCUGGGGCACCGGUGCUGCAACAGAGGCGGCCCAAGAGCCCAGAACAGUGGUGGCCAGCUGGGCAGGCACUGGGGCAGGAAGAAGCAGCCAUGAAGGGGCCCCAGGAGCAGCUGGUGGGGGGUGACCCAGAGCUCCAGCGUCUUGGGAAGGUUGGCCUCCCGUUGGAGGCUCUCCAUGGAAGAGAGCGUAGAGCUGAAGCAGGACUGGGUCAGACAAGUUUCUUGGGAGGAGGUGGUCCUGCUGCUGCCGCCGCUGCUGCCACUACCUCUGCCAGAGGAUUACUGAGGGAGCUAAUAGAGGAGCUGAGCUGGUCCAAGUGGCAGCCUCUGCAGGCAGCGUCCAUGCUGGAGCUGGAGAUGUUCCAGCGGCAGUUGCAGGAGGAGUGGAGCGUGCAGGGCCUGCAGGCCUGCAUGAUGGAGCAGAAGGCAGAGAACUGCUCUCUGCAGGAGCAGCUGACCAAGCAGACGGCUGCGCUGAGGCUGGCACGAUGGAGCUUCAGGCAGGCCUGGCUGCAGCUGCAGCAGCAGGCAGCAAAGAUAGACUCCUUACAAAUCUCCUUGGAGGCGUCACGUGUUAGCCAACACUGCCUGCACCAGGAGAGUGAAUUGGUGGUGGCCGAUGUUCGCCAGUGGGUAAAGGAGCAAAAGCAGGUGAAUGAGGAAUUGGGCCACAAACUCCGAGUGCAGAUCAAGCAAAUUGCCCAACUCACUGGCGAGAGAGACCUUCUCCGUGAACUAGUGGAGAGACUCCAGCAGGACAACCAGCGGUUGAAGAAUGAAGCCAGUGAGAAGCGCAUUGUAUGUGAGCGCAUCAAGGUGAGUGAAUGGUAUCCUCUGCUGAGAACCCACCAGAGACUGGGAGGACAGCCCGCACCAGGGCAGAGUAGAUGACAGCUGACGACGGCCCAACUCUCUGAUUUCCUUGAUCGGCCAUGUAGCAGAGGGAGAACAGUAUUGACUAAAGGAGGCAUACUUUGACCUGCUCCUAUGAAGCCCUCUUCAUUGCUGCUGGUCGCACAACGUAACACUUUGUGCUGGAAAGGAAGUGAGCUGCCAGUCGAUGGCGGGUGUCUCCAAUUCACUGACGGGUGAGAAGGAUGUUUACCUCAGUGCUAGCUGAGCAUUUAAAAAACCCUGUGUUACCAUGCCACUCUAGAGCAUGCACGUAUUCUGACUGUGCUGCUAUGGCCACUUAGAGGAGUCCAGCCUCUGGUUUUAAUUUCUGAGUGAUUUGUUUUUCUUUAAAAUAAAAGACCAAUUGCUGCUACUAAUGGGUGGAUGAACCGUCAUGGAAGCAGGCUCACGUCUGCUCAUUACUGCUCUGUAAUUGGAUUACCAUUCUUCAAUUAGUUUAUAGCAUGAACAUUAUUGUUAUUUUUGUUAGCAUAUAUAAACCUCCAAAGCUAACCCAUCCUUGAAAAACUGACUCAAGCACGGACCACGUGAAUUGGAAAGGGCCUGGCAGAUAUCUGGCCAUCAGCCCAUCUGAAAAUCUUCAGCAAGGAGGCUGCCACUGUUCAGGCAGACUUGUUUCCUACUUAGCAGCUCUGUCAGGAAAUUCCUAAGAAAGCUUAAAUUUCAUUUCUUUUGUUUGCAGGCUGUUCAUCCUCAUCCUUCAAGAUAUUUGUAGGGACCUCUCAUUGCUCCCCUUAGUUGUCUCUUUGGCAAGGCCCUGGUGCCCAGCUCCUUGAACCAUUCCUUGUAGGCUCGGUUGCCAGAUUGAAGCAUCCUGGUAGCUCUCUUGUGCCUCAAACUGGGCACGGCCCUCCAAGUGCCAUCUAGCCAAUGCAACUAUUAUCUGCGUACAUUCCUCCCAGAGCUGACUUAAAAACGUUAUAUGGUCACAUUCCCACAAGGUGGCUGAUUGAGAGAUUAUGGGCCUUCAAGUUGGUGUCAACUCUUAGCAACCAUAGAUUUUUCUCCAUGACAAGGUGAACCUGAUCUCCUAUCCCUGGGUUAUUUUCUGAGCAGAUACUGGGGUAGCUGACAUCCCUCAUUCACUAUCACUUGACUUCUUCAGAGCUCAGUGAGCUAAUUUAGAGAGGCAUUGUCUACAUCCCCUGCAUAUAGUAGUAAUAGUCUAGAAUACUACUUACUUCUUUUAGUCUUCUCCAGAUGCUCUCAACAGGACUUGAACAUCUUCAGAGGCAUUUUGGCUGCUUUACAUACAAAAGCUUCCCUUUUAAUUGGAUCUAUCACUUCUAAUCAAGGAAUAGCCUCUCAGUUUCACGUUUCAGUUGACUCAUCCCACCUGAUUUCUGGGAUAUCUGCAAAGCCUGUUUGAUUCUUAGUCUCUCCAGUUUGUUACCCGUGAUCUGGUUUACACCAUGGAGACUGUUUGCAGGUCUCCCCCCUGCCACAGGAUGAGGACUUCUGAAUCCUCUUUCCUGCCUUAUUCCUUCUCCGUUAUUGUCACUGAUGCCCAGCAUUCCUCUCCAUUUGAUCCACCCCCGCCCUAGAUUUGGUUUAGCUAUCCUGGCAAAGGUGGGAUGCUCCCUAAGAGUCCUUUAUGUUGCUGAUACAGACCACGGCUGAGAAGUCCAAAGGUUUCUUGAUGACGCUUCUGAGCUGGUGCUUGCAUCCAGGACAUUGCUUUCCCUUCUUGUUAUCCUCCACUCAGAGGAGUGGAAGUGAUUGGCUGCUUCGAUGAACCCAUGGUAAUCUUACCACCAUGCACAGUAGUACUCCUCUCCCAGCGAUCUUAGCACAUUUGAAGGCCUACAGCAAUCUGAGGAGACCAGAAUGAAGGCUGGAGUAUAUUGAACGGGUCAGCAGCAAGGCUGCCCACUGAAAUUGGGCAAAAGAGGUUUGCUUCCAAUUUUGGCCUGGCAAACAGCAGGCUGAGUCUCUCCACUCCGUGUGGAUGGGCCAUCCCGUGAAGCUGGCCAGAAAAUACUGAGAGCAGAGAGAGCCACUUCUUCCCACAACUAACCUAUGGAAUUCAAAAGCACAAGAUGCCAUUGCCCAUAACUGGGCAAUUUGAAGGGGGACUGGAGCAAUUUAGGGAGGGCAGGUCUACGAAAGAGCUCUUGGUCUUGACGAAGCCUUGUGACUGCCAGAUCAGGGGCAGCUGCAUCCAAAAAGGGGUUGCAAGGUGACCAGUGGGAGAGAAUUGUAUCUCCAGCUCCUGUUUGCAAGCAGAGGCAAGCUGAUUGGCCCCUGAGGGAAAACAGAACGCUGGACUAGGGUGGGUCUGGGUCUGGUCUUAUGGGCACUGGUGGGCAAACACGAAGUCUCUUUGGUUGCAGGCUCUCCACAACAGUGAUUUGGAGCCGCACACUGUACUGCAGCAACUCUGGCAAAUACUUCCAUGGUGAACGAAUGAAUGCUUCUACUCCCAUUGCUCUCACACACCUUCCCAGGGGCCAAACCGGAGAGGGCAGAUCUGUGGUGAAAGUGGAGCAUGUCCCCUUCCUGCAGGCUAGGCUUUGCUCUCAAGAGGACCUGUCAAA